AUGUGCAGUAUUGUCUGCACAUUGAAGGAGGGGAUCAUGGCGAACUUUACCCCCGGCGAACUGGCCGUGAUGCGGAUUCUGUGGGAGCACGGCGAAUUGAAGCCGAGCGAGGUUCAGGAUCGCUUUCCUGAACCCAUUAAGAAUCCCGCGCUUCGGUCAUAUCUUUCCAUCUUGUUGGAAAAGGGGCACAUCUCACGGCGCAAGGUCGGCAAAGCCUUUUACUACAAGGCCGUCACGCGUCGUCAGAACGCCCUGCGCUCGACCAUCCGAGAAAUUGCCGACGCCUACUGUCAGGGUUCGGCGAAGAAUCUCAUUCUGAAUUUGAUUCGAUCCGAGAAGCUUACCGAGGCGGAGUUGUUGGAACUUGUGAACUCGGUACCCGUCGCGAUCCUCUUGCGACUUUCUUUGAUUCUGGCCGCGGCAUGGUUCGUCCACCUGGUCUUCCGAAACGGUAACCCGCGAUACCGCAUUACGAUUUGGCGCCUAACAGCGAUUGGCAUUGUAUUCGUGACGAUGGCUAGCGUGACUUCACUGCGGUUCGAUGUCCCCUUGUUGCCUGCACAUCAAACUAUUCCCGCGGUGGAGAUCUCGGCCACGUCUGCUGAGCGAGUAAAGACCACCCCACCAAUAAAUCAGGAAAGACGAGAUCAAGGUCCUAAUCGCGCGAUGCCUGAUCGGCAAGCAAGUACAGGCCAGGAGCGUGGAUUUUCGAACACCGGGCCAAUUGUUCCUGUCCCCAAACCACGUCGGGAGAGCAAACCGCCAGGGCAGAGCAGUUCGCUCCCCCAAUCUGCUUUCCAGCCUACGAAGGUUCCUGCUGCAACCUCUCCUGCAGAGGUUGCGAAGAGUAGCUGGGACAUCAUUCAGUACAGCGUGGCACUGUGGGUCGUUGGUUGCUUGGCGCUGAUCGCGAACUGGGGCAUCGGUCUCCAUCAACUCCUCCGGAUGUACCGAAGGGCAAAGUCGGUCUCCGACGAAGUGGAGGCACAAGCCAAGAGAGCAGCGGAGUCGAUCGGUUACCAAGGCACUUUCGAGUUGCGACACACCGAUAAGAUUGCUUCUCCCGCGAUCGUUGGCCUAUGGCGUCCGCAAAUUUUGCUUCCAACGGAUCAAUGUGAACGUCCUGAUGAGCCGGAGUUAAGGGCCAUGUUGGCUCACGAGUUGGCACACUGCCAAGGCAACGACCUGCGUUGGAAUCAUGCAUUGACAUUGCUUGCGGCUGCUCUUUGGUUCCAUCCGCUGGCCUGGCGCAUGCGGCUGGCUCACGUCGAUGCAUGCGAUGAACGAUGUGAUGAAACAGCGGCCGCUUAUCUGGGCAAUAGCGAACUCUACGGUCGCCUGCUCGCCGCGUUGACCCUUCGCGUCCACGCCUGGAGAGCGGCCUCCGCACUGGCUAUGGCUCGGCGCUCACGCGUUCGCCAGCGAAUCGAACGAAUUCAGCGAGGUACCAGUGGCAGUGUCUCGCGGUGGCGUUUGGGGUUCGUGAUCGCAGCCGUAGUGAUGAUGAUCAUCGCUACCGGUACUUUGGGCAUCAGCCGUUCACAGGCAGAGCCACCAGCGGACUCAGGUGCCGCCAGUGAGAAGCCGAGCGAAUCACCAGCGGAAACGAAAGAAUCCAGCAGCGAGCCCGAAGAGAAGCCUGCGAAGAAAAGGCUUCAGCUACCAAUACGCAUCAUCGAUGCAGAGUCGGGCGAUCCGCUUGGCGACGUCAAAGUGAGCGUCCGUGGUCGUAUCGACGAUGAACGAUUUACCUCAGACCUUCGAUCGAGCGACCAAGGUGAGGUGAGGGUCCGCGGUCCAGAGUACGAAAAUAUGCAGUCGUUUUCGUUCAAGGCCAGUAAGCCUGGUUACGUGCCGGUCUAUUACUAUUGGGAUGACGACAACAAACCGAUUGAAUUGCCAGAACGCUUGGAGUUGCAACUAACGCCGGGGCAGACCAUCGAGGGGCAAGUCGUAGACGAAUCGGGGAACCCGGUUGCGGGAGCGAAGAUCACCUUCACCAUGCGGGCAACACGCUCGACACGAUCAAGUCUCAUAUUCACGCCUGGUAAGACAGAAACCGAUGAGGAUGGUCGCUGGAGUUGGGCUUCCGCCCCGGCAGACUUGGAAGGCGUUGGCAUCGGCGCUCAGCAUCCCGACUAUAUGCGGGGGGGAAUCGGCAGUCCGUCUUCGUGGAAAAUGACAGACGGUGAAGGCCACUUCCGCUUCGAGAACUGCAAGCCCGGCCCUUCGGCCCUUUUGGUGCAGGUAGGAGAUUUCUCUCCCGCGGCUCAGGUAAUCAACAUCAACUCCUCUCUAGAACCAGUCGAGUUCACGCUAGAUCCUGCGCAUGUGUUACGUGGUCAAGUUGUCGAUGUGAAUGGCAAUCCUUUGGAAGACGUGCUGGUGGCUCCCGAAGAGUGGCAAGGAGUUCGGACGAUCGAACAGCGAAUGCGAACCGAUGCGGAGGGUCGUUUUGUUUGGGACAGUGCUCCACCAGAUGCGGUGGAGUUCAGCAUCCUGAAGCAGGGCUACAUGUCUCAGCGAAACUACAUUAUCACAGCCGGUCUACUUGAUGACUCUGAGGAACACGUAGUCACUCUCCAUCCCGAGCUAAGGGUCAGCGGAAAGGUCACUGACGCCUCAACGGGCAAGCCGAUCGAAGAGUUCGCGAUUCGCUACGGGUAUCAAUUUUCCAAUAGAGAGCGAAUCUACUGGAGCGACGAUGCUCCGGUUCUAUACUCCGGCGGUGAGUAUCUCUAUCUAGAGAGUGAACCGAAGAGCGCACACUUCCUUCAGGUGGUUGCGGCUGGUUACGAACCUCAAACAUCCCGCGCUUUGAGUUCGACCGAGGGGAAUGUGCAACUUGAUUUUGAAUUGCAGUCCGGCGAAGGGCCCUCGGGCAUAGUGGUCACUUCAGAAGGAAAGCCCGUGGCAGAUGCGGAGGUAGGCCUGGGGACACCUGAGCGACGCAUCUUCUUCAGAAAUGGGCAAUUCGAUCGCAAUCAGAAUCAGGCUCUGAUGACGCGCAGCGAUGAGGCGGGAAGAUUCCGUUUCAACCCUCUCAGAGACGAGUAUUUCCUGAUCGUUAUUCUCCAUGAGGAGGGUUUCGCAGAGGUUUCAAAGGAAGAGUUGGCGAAAAACGAAGAGAUUGUGCUGCAACCUUGGGGAAAGUUACGGGGAAAACUCUUAGAAGGGAAUACAGCCGUUGGUGGGCAGGAGGUUGUGCUCGACCGAGAGCCAGACGUUGCCAUCGAUUGGACAAUGAACAGCCCUGUGUCGGUUUAUCCCAAACCUGGGCAGAACAGUGUGCCAAUCGUCUACACACGUUUCAUCGCAAACAUCGACAAGUCGGGUGAAUUCCGCAUCCCAGAUGUUCCUGCGGGCGACUAUUUCAUAGGGCUUGCGGUCAACAAUCCCCCGUCGCCCAAUGCCUGCGGGGCAGGAGACGAAAUUGGCAAAGCGGAGUUUGAGUUCUCGGUGCCUUCAAUGCCCGGUGACCGCAGCGAUGAACCGCUCGAUUUAGGCACCAUCACUGCGACACUCUUCGAAACACUCGAUGUGGGCGAAGCGGCUCCCGAUUUUGCCUCGGAGAAUCUCCGGGGAGGGACCCUCCGUUUGUCCGACUACGAAGGCAAACUCGUUCUGCUCGACUUCUGGGCCACCUGGUGUGGUCCGUGCCUGGCAGAGAUGCCAACUCUCAAGAGAAUCUACGAACGCUUUGCCGACGACCCUCGCUUCGCGUUAAUCAGUCUCUCUUGCGACAACUCAAUAGACGCACCACGAGUAUACGUGAACGAGAACCAGCUUGCUUGGCACCAAGCCCACGUCUCGGGCACUAGUGCCCGGGCGCCGAAGGACUAUGCGCUGCGUACGAUCCCGGCAACAUUUCUAAUCGCCCCCAGUGGCCGUGUGUUGGCAAAGAAUCUUCGCGGUGAAGAAUUAGUCGAUGCCGUGGCCGCGGCACUCGAGGAUGAAGAGUUAUUUAGCCAUGCGGCCGGUGCCUACGAGCCACGUUUUCCUGUGGUGCGAUUCAAGGCAGAAGCCUCAAAAGAGGAUACACCAAUUCCGGCAGUUGUCGUGCUGGAUAAUAUCGAUCCGACUUAUGAGAAAGACGUUCCCGGCAAAGAUAGCCUUCGCGCACUAGUUCGCGAGGGCAACGAACUGUGGAAGUAUGUUGGACUGCAUUCCAGUCAAUCAGUCGGAGGUGUUCACGGAGUCGCGGUUGAUAGCGAGCGUCGCCGGAUCUACGUACGCGAGAAUGUUGUCGACCGCAUCGUCGCCUUCGAUUGCGCGGGACAGAAGCUAUGGCAGGUCGAGCAUGUUCCGGUUGGCACGAUAGCCGUCGAUCCGAAGACGGGAUACGUGUGGGCUAGUGGCGGGCCGAGUUUGAAAUCUGGCGAGACGGUGGUUUUCGACGACUCGGGUAACGAGGUGGCAACCUACCCCUUCCGCGGAAUCGAUAUGGCUUACGACCCCAAGUCAGAUGCAUUUUGGUUGGUGGGCUACGACAUAAUUAAGUUGUCACGCGACGGGAAGGUGCUCUUUCGUGAACCGGUUAACGGGUGGUGUUGCGCCUCGGUAUCGGUCGAUCCCAACAACGGCAAUGUAUGGAUAGCAGAGAGAUCGCACCCCGAUGUAUUGGAAAGUAGUAAUCGCCUGUGGCUGAGAGAUUCUAACGGCGAGGUCAUUCAGAGAAUCGAUCUAAACGAAGAUGGCAUAUCUGUCGUGGAAUGCGAUCCCUCGACCGGAGGAGCAUUGCUCAGCGGAUAUACAAGUGGGCUGCGGCGAGCAUCCGUUGCAGGCGAGGUUGAAGAACUCGGAAUCGUCGGUGUUACCAAUCUGGCUGUGGGUACUCAAAGCGGUGAUUCCUGGGUUUCCACCAAUGAGUCUCUUCUACGGAUCGACCCCAGCGGGAAUGUCCUCCAAAGCUCAGAAUUCAGCGCUGAAUCUCGGGGCGCCUGGAUCGUGGCAUUCUAG
Cladocopium goreaui is the source of this 4959-nucleotide messenger RNA. The record is from the annotation of a GenBank genome assembly. NCBI's taxonomy places the organism in Eukaryota, Dinophyceae, Suessiales, Symbiodiniaceae.